Molecule: messenger RNA, 808 nt
Organism: Morone saxatilis (striped sea-bass)
Lineage: Eukaryota; Metazoa; Chordata; Actinopteri; Moronidae
Gene: ccl19a.1
Product: chemokine (C-C motif) ligand 19a, tandem duplicate 1
Exons: 4
Coding region: 129-461 (110 amino acids)
Biological process (GO): monocyte chemotaxis; lymphocyte chemotaxis; chemokine-mediated signaling pathway
Cellular component (GO): extracellular region
Molecular function (GO): CCR chemokine receptor binding; chemokine activity
Source: RefSeq, a predicted model, not a curated record
UGUCUACACGACAUAGAGGCAGUCACCUUACUUUGCCACAUAAGUGCUGAAAGGAAGGACAGGCUCUUCAUCAACCAAUCAGCUUCCAGAGAGACAAAGAGUCGACCUCGCCAGCUCAGCAACUAAACAUGGCUCUGUGGGGUGAUGCCAAACUCUUCUUCUGCAUCCUCUUCAUCACUUGCUACUGCACAGUGACAUUGGCGCAGAUACCCAUGGACUGCUGCUUCCAGGUCAAAGACAAACCAAUUGAGAAAAAGUUAAUUGUAGACUACCAUCAGCAGAUCAGUGGACAGGGCUGCCCUAUUAAUGCCAUGAUUUUGGUGACCAGACGAGACAUGAAACUCUGUGUGCCUUCUGGCGUGCAGUGGGUCCAAGAUGUGAAGAAUCACGUGGACUCCCUGAGAAUUCGCUGCAGGAAAAACAACAAGGCCAGAGGCUGCCAUAAAGUGAGGCUUGAGUAAACGGAGAGCGACCUGUGACCCCUGCAGCAACAACAACAGAGUGGACCACUGCGAGUCAGGGAGGAGAAGAGUGGAUCAAACCAGUAAAUAAAUAGAUAAAAACUAUAAUGAUAAUCAUAGUUAUUCCUCCUAUUAUUAAAGAUCAAUCUCUCUAUGUUACCAUUGUAUCUUAUAAAAUCAUGUUCUAGUUGCAAUAAAAAAAAAAAACAUUUUGAAGGAUUUUUAUAUUGUUUCUGGCAUUUGUGUUUUGGAAGACCAAGAAUUAUGUAAGAAAUAUCCAAGAAUGUGAGUGUCAGUUUGUUGAUUUCAUUGAUUGUUGAAAUAAAAUAAAGCCUUGUUUUUCCAAA